AUGUCGUCAGAGAAUAUUACACCGACAGUAUCCAUAAACAGUGGAAGGUCGUCAAGAACUAAUUCAACAAAUUGUAUGGAUAGUGACUCUACAAAAGAUAGUGCUAGUGAUUCAUUAAACAGUUUAAUAGAAGAAAAAAUAAAUACAAACUGCGACAAUAGUUGUCUCAACGAAUGCAUAGAUGUGAACUGUUCUCUUGGCAAUCAGUACACUGUGUAUGAAAACGAUUCUGGCAAAGUGUUAAAGAAACGGAGAUCAAUAUGCUGCAAUGCGGCUGGUCAGACGGUGUGGGGCGUUAUUCUCAUCAUUGUGUCGAUCAGCGGUUUCAUAUUUACGCCGUUGGAUUUCAUGCUUUGGGAAAAACUUAAAAUGAGGCCAGGUUUUCCACCCUACGAAUGGUGGGCAGAUCCACCUGAUGAGGUGAAAAUGCGAGUCCAUGUCUUCAAUGUUACUAAUCAUGAACGCUUUCUGAAGGGCUUGGAUAAAAAACUAAAUUUACAAGAAAUUGGUCCUAUAGUUUAUUUAGAGAAACUCCAACACUCCAGUAUCAGAUUUAACGAAAACAAUACGCUGACGUACACGGCCAAAAGAUCACUAAUCUAUUUGCCUGAUGAGAAUGUCCACGAUUUGAAUUCCACCAUCAUCCUUCCUAAUAUAGCUGUCUUGGGCAUGGCAUCUUACCUACAUGACUCCAACUACUUCGUGCGGACAGCUUUUAGACUUUUAGUUAAUACUCAUGGGAGUGAGUUCUUCGUCAAGAAGACGUUGUAUGAGUAUUUGUGGGACUAUAGAGAUCCUGUAUUGGCAACUUCCCGAAACAUAGUCCCUAGCAUAGUUCCCGUGGAUAACAUGGGAUUUUUUGAUAAGAGUUUAUAA
This is a messenger RNA of Parnassius apollo (apollo), 876 nucleotides long. The record is from the annotation of a GenBank genome assembly. NCBI's taxonomy places the organism in Eukaryota, Metazoa, Arthropoda, Insecta, Lepidoptera, Papilionidae.